Molecule: messenger RNA, 567 nt
Organism: Lutzomyia longipalpis
Lineage: Eukaryota; Metazoa; Arthropoda; Insecta; Diptera; Psychodidae
Gene: Pomp
Product: proteasome maturation protein
Exons: 2
Coding region: 97-495 (132 amino acids)
Biological process (GO): proteasome assembly
Cellular component (GO): nucleus; cytoplasm
Source: RefSeq, a predicted model, not a curated record
AUCCGCUGGAUACUAGAAGCGGCUCUGCCUACACUGUUGUCAAAAAUUUUGUUGAAAUUGUGCUGGUCAUCCAUUCCGGAAGGAUAAUAUUCUACGAUGGAAGCUUCUGUGAAAGUAAUGCCUGGGAUGAAGGACUCAUUUGACGUGACUAAAGGCCAUUUAGCACCACUGGACAAGAAUUGCUCUGGGCAAAUAAGUUUUGAGCAUCCACUGAAGCUGUCCGAGGAGAAAUACGAGGCCCACAGUAAUAGUCUCAACAUGAAUAUACUUCGCAAUCGUGAGGGCAUCCAUGCACCCCUGAAGAUGACCAUGGAGAUGCAGGCAGUGAAGAAAGUCGGCCGGUUGCCGUUCCUGCAAUCGAGCAAUGCCUCCCUGGAUUCCCUAAUUGGACGGGAUCUUUGUCUCGAUUUCACAGACUUCCUCAAUUCGCCGGAAUUCAGUGAAACUCUCCGUCAACCACAUGCAGUGAUGGAGAAAUCUUUGGGUAUUUUGUAAAUCUCUAUUUUCCUAUACUUAAUAAAUUCAUCCGGGAAGCUUCUACUUUAGCGUGCUUCUCGUAAUUACUCC